Molecule: messenger RNA, 2070 nt
Organism: Symbiodinium sp. CCMP2592
Lineage: Eukaryota; Dinophyceae; Suessiales; Symbiodiniaceae
Source: the annotation of a GenBank genome assembly
AUGGCGUACGAUCUGUUCAAGAAUUUCUAUACGCUUCCUGUGGAGGAGGUUGCAAACCACGCCAAUCUAGAUCAUGGAAUGUUCGUUCAGUUCUGCGAUGCAGCAACUAUGUGCUUGCUGUCCACUGGAAUCCCCUCCAUUCUGAUACUUUGCCCGCUUCAUUUCUUCGCUGGUGGGAAUGCUGCUGGAUCUGACAACCUUUCCCGCGUGGGCUUCGCAAACGUGGUGAAGGGCAGUACUCUGACCUGGGUGCAUCCUUUUUUCGUUUGGUACACCGUCAUCGUCACCCAGGCUUUCCUGCUGCGAGCCCAGCGAGGCUUCGUUCAGAAGCGCUUCCAGUGGCUGAGGACCAUGCCGGAGCCUCGCGCGAACUCUGUGCUGCUUCACAACAUCCCCCCCGAGCUCCGCCAGGAGGCUUCCCUGAAAGAGUACCUGGAAAAGCAGAUCUUCGGAGCUGAGGGCUCCCGCCAAGUUGUGAGGUCGCUCUAUUUCUUGAAGGACACCUCCGAGCUGGAGCCCUUCCUGAAACAGCGACACCGUCUCCUCCAGGAUCACCAGAGGAUGGUGCAGGCUUCCGAGCAUGAGAGACGACAAGCUAUCUUGAACGCCGAAGUGAAGAAGGUCGAUGCCCAGUUGUUGAAACAGCAGGCCAUCAUCGAGAGAAGUGACGAGUACAACCAGGAUACCGCGUUCGUGACCUUUGAACUCCGGCACGAUGCAAUAAUCGUCCUCAAGCUCUUUGCAGAUGGGCGUGGAGGUGAAGACCUCUUGGCCGAGCUUCCUCCGGAUCCUGACGAUGUCAUUUGGACGGAUCUGCUGGCCUCUGCACGCCUGCAAUGGCUGGGAGACACACUUGGAGUUUUCCUGUUGCUGCUGGCUUUCCUCGUCAUGAUCCCGCUGGUAGCAGUCAUUGCUGGGCUGAGCUCAGAAAAGAGUUUGGAGGCGCAAGAUCCGAACUUUGCUGCCUUCGUACAGAACAAUCCUGCAGUUCCGAUCUUCUGGAAUGGGCUUCUCGGACCUUUCUCUCUGAAUCUGGUCAUGAGCUUCCUUCCCGCUGUCCUCGCGUUGAUCCUGGGCUCUUUCUUCAUCCUGAAGGCCCGUGGUUGGCUGCAGUUUCGGAUUCAGCAGUGGUACUACAUGUUCCUUCUCCUGCUCGUGCUCUUCGUCACUUCUGUAGGAACUGCUCUGUCAAGCACAUUGGACUACCUGGUGAAGAACCCGAUAGAGAUCCCGAGCAUCCUGGCACAGACUUUCCCUACCUGCACACAUUUUUACAUGAACUACGUGGGCCUGCAGAUCAGUGUGCACACGUUGGCCUUGACACGCCUGUUCGUGCUCAUCAAGUUUAUGUUUUACCGGUGCUUCUACGAGGAUUUGACCGCUCUGCAGCGUGCGGAGCCCGAGGAUCAGGAGUACCACGGCAUGGGUUCGCGCAGUGCACGAGUGACGCUCAUGUACGUGCUUGCCCUGGUGUUCAGCACACUCUGCCCGCUGAUCACUUUGUUGGGGGCGGUCGCCUUUGGAGUAGCGCGCGUGGUCUACACCUACCUGUUCGUCUAUGCAGAGACCUUGAAGCCGGACCUGGGAGGUCUAUUCUGGCAGCGGCAACUGAAUCAUGCACAGCAGGGCACCUUCCUGUACAUCGCGCUGAUGACAGCAGUGCUUUUGCAAAGGGCUCCGACCCCUUGGCCGGGCAUGAUCUGCGCCUCCAGCGCAGUCUUCAUGGGGUUCUCCUACUACACCUUCCUUAACAGGUUCCGAUGGGAGCAGCUCCAGUUCAGCGAGGUGCCUUCUAAGGGUACCAUGGGCGGUCCUCCGGCCGUGUAUGGCCACUACAAGCAGCCACAGCUGCCCCCACCGCCUCCGCCAGCGCCGAAAAAUGACCUCCUCACCCGUGCAGUCACUUCCAUGCGCCAGCGUCUAGACCCAUGUGGGUUUGGCGGCUAUGACGACGAGGAUGUCCGCGAUGCUCGACAGUUCCGCCGUAGCAAGACCGCUGCGGAGGGAAGAGCUUCGGCUGCGGCUGCAGCGCAGAUGGAGUACAAGCGUACAAGAACGACAACGGAGUAG